This is a messenger RNA of Arachis ipaensis, 636 nucleotides long. The record is from RefSeq and is a predicted model, not a curated record. NCBI's taxonomy places the organism in Eukaryota, Viridiplantae, Streptophyta, Magnoliopsida, Fabales, Fabaceae.
AUGGAGCUUUUGAACCAACUCCAUCAGGUCUUACUGACAGUAAAGCUAACAACUGAGAGGGAGGAUAGGGUCAUCUGGAAGUUUGAUCGAACUGGUGUUUUCUCGACUAAAUCCUUUGUCCAUGUGAUGCAAGAAGCGGUCCAACAAGAGGAAAUUACGAGCUACAGCUUUACUAGUGCAGUUUGGAGAGGCUUUGUCCCGCCCAGGGUUGAACUGUUUGCUUGGUUUGUGUUGAUCGAGAGGGUGAACACUAAAGAACGACUAUCCAGACUAGGUGUUAUUGAUCAGCAUGACACUAUGUGUGCUUUAUGCAGUAAGGCUAAUGAGUCCGCUUUUCAUCUGUUUGUUAGUUGCGAGAUCACGUGGAAAGUGUGGAAUGCAUGGCUGUUCGCCUUUGGAAGGUCAUGGACCUUACCAGGUACACUGAAACAACACUUUGAGAGUUGGGUGCAUGCGGCACGGAGGAAGACUGAGAGAAAGCGGUGGUUGGUUGGCUUCUUUGCUAUCAUUUGGGCAGUUUGGCUGGAGAGGAAUGAUCGAGUAUUCAAUAAUCAUGGCACAGGAGUCGUGGAAAUAAUCAAUAAGUCCUUCAUGUUCUCUGACGAGUGGCUUGGUGGUGUUCCUUUUGGCUGUUGA